Messenger RNA from Pyrus x bretschneideri (Chinese white pear), 1083 nucleotides. Its product is annotated as vignain-like. The transcript has 4 exons. Bases 1 to 1083 code for a protein of 360 amino acids. The record is from RefSeq and is a predicted model, not a curated record. Gene Ontology annotation, molecular function: cysteine-type endopeptidase activity. Gene Ontology annotation, cellular component: lysosome. NCBI's taxonomy places the organism in Eukaryota, Viridiplantae, Streptophyta, Magnoliopsida, Rosales, Rosaceae.
AUGAACUUGGGGAAGUUUAUUUUGGUUGCCCUAGCUCUAGCUCUGGUCCUUGUCCUGGCUGAGAGCUUUGAAUUUCAAGAGAAGGACUUGGCUUCUGAAGAGAGUCUGUGGGAUUUGUAUGAGAGGUGGAGGAGCCACCACACAAUCUCCCACGACCUUGGCGAGAAGCGAAAGCGCUUCAAUGUUUUCAAGGAGAACGUGAAGCAUGUGCACAAGGUGAACCAGAUGAACAAACCCUACAAGCUCAAGCUGAACAAGUUUGCAGACAUGACGAACCAUGAGUUUGCGAGCUCCUAUGCUGGCUCGAAGGUUAGCCACUACAGAUCACUGCAUGGCAGCAGAAGGGCUACUGGCUUCACACAUGAGAUGACCGACGAUCUUCCGGCAAGUGUUGAUUGGAGGAAGAGUGGAGCUGUCACUGGAGUUAAAGACCAAGGCAAAUGUGGUAGCUGCUGGGCAUUUUCAACUGUAGUUGCAGUGGAGGGCAUCAAUCAGAUCAAAACAAAGCAGCUAGUCUCUCUGUCUGAGCAAGAGCUGGUUGAUUGCAACAGAGAUCCGAACGAAGGGUGCGAAGGUGGAUUGAUGGAAAAAGCAUUUGAGUUUAUCAAGAAAAAUGGUGGAAUAACAACGGAGCAAAACUACCCUUACAGAGCCAGUGAUAAUCCUUGUGACUCAUCCAAGAUGAUGAAUUCUCCUCUGGUGCAAAUCGAUGGUUAUGAAAACGUGCCUGAAAACGAUGAGAAUGCCUUGAUGAAAGCUGUUGCAAACCAACCUGUGUCAGUUGCACUUGAUGCUGGUGGUAAAGACUUCCAAUUCUACGCGGAGGGUGUGAUGAAUGGAGACUGUGGAACAGAACUGAAUCAUGGAGUGGCAGUUGUGGGAUAUGGAGAGACUCAAGAUGGAACCAAGUACUGGAUUGUGAAGAAUUCGUGGGGAGUUGAAUGGGGAGAGAAAGGUUACUUGAGGAUUCAACGAGGAGUUGAUAAAGAAGGAGGGAUGUGUGGAAUUGCUAUGGAGCCCUCUUACCCUAUGAAAUCAUCACCAAACAUCACCAGAAGAAGCUCAUUCAAGGAUGAACUUUGA